CGGUCGACUAUUUAGUCUCUUAUUCCAUGUAAUGAGCACCUAACCCUAAUGGCUGUCAGAAAAGCUUGGUUGUUGAAGGUCCUGCUGUGUGUCGCCACCUUCAUCGUGAUCAUCCUUCUCUGGGGACGUCGUCUAGAAACCCUGAAUACUGGACAGUGGCUUUCCUUUUCUCCUCUGGUGUCCAGUAGAACAGGGGUGGACUUCAGUCUGUUAAGUGAAGACCUUCUAGAGCCGAGUUGCCUGUCAGGACUAGGCCUCCUUAUCCUGGUCACCUCACAUGCUCAGCACCGUGCAUUACGGACCGCUAUACGGAAGACGUGGGCACUGCAGUAUGAAGACUCUGCUUACCCAUGGCAGGUGGUAUUCUUAGUUGGACGUCCACUAGAUGUGGAGCUAGACUGGCAUGUACACAGUGAGCAUGAGACAAAUGGGGAUAUUCUCAUGGGUAACUAUGUGGACACCUACCGUAACCUGACCUUAAAAGUUAUGCAUGGAAUUAAGUGGGCAGUCGAGAGGUGCCAGCCGCUCCACAUUCUGAGGACUGGCGACGAUUGCUACGUAAAUACACUUAAACUUCCAUCAUUUCUCAGCAAGCAUAGUCCAAGCAACAGGCUAUAUGUUGGUUCCGUCUAUCCAGAAGACAAGCGAUUAGUUAUACGAGAUCCAUCAAGCAAGUGGUACGUUUCCCAUCAGGAUUAUGAGCAUGAAGUGUAUCCGCCCUAUGCCAGCGGGAUCGGCUACAUUUUAUCCUUAGAUGCUGCUAAGGUAAUAUUACAAACCGCCAGAAGGGUUAAACCGCUGCCUGUUGAGGAUGCAUAUGUGGGCAUUUUGGCUGACAGAGCCCACAUCCCACCUCUCUCCAGUGCCAGGUUUGCCAAACACAAUGCCAAAUGGAGUACGUGUAACUACAGAUACUUACUGGUGAUCCACGGACUGUCACCAGAGGACCAGAUGUUGGCACAGAAGAACGUCCUAAGAACUAGAACUGCCUGUACUCAUAGCACUGAGGUGACACACUGGAAAUGACAUCAAAUAUCACCUACAAACCAUAGUUCUAUUAAAGCCAUGAGAACUACAGCCAUAUGGACACUGCAGAGUUCAAUGUGUCACAUAUCCUGGGUGUAAUCCUCUGUAUCUGCUCUUAUUCUGUGUAUAUAUAUACACUGCACAGUACAAUGUGUCACAUAUCCUGGGUGUAAUCCUCUGUAUCUGAUCCUAUUCUGUA
This is a messenger RNA of Bufo bufo (common toad), 1225 nucleotides long. Its product is annotated as beta-1,3-galactosyltransferase 5-like. Gene Ontology annotation, molecular function: N-acetyl-beta-D-glucosaminide beta-(1,3)-galactosyltransferase activity. Gene Ontology annotation, cellular component: membrane. Bases 49 to 1026 code for a protein of 325 amino acids. The transcript has a single exon. The record is from RefSeq and is a predicted model, not a curated record. Lineage: Eukaryota; Metazoa; Chordata; Amphibia; Anura; Bufonidae.